Perca flavescens (yellow perch) is the source of this 2736-nucleotide messenger RNA. It is a transcript of the gene olfcb1, whose product is annotated as olfactory receptor C family, b1. Gene Ontology annotation, biological process: G protein-coupled receptor signaling pathway. Lineage: Eukaryota; Metazoa; Chordata; Actinopteri; Perciformes; Percidae. The transcript is spliced from 7 exons. Gene Ontology annotation, cellular component: plasma membrane. The coding region runs from base 1 to 2736 and encodes 911 amino acids. The record is from RefSeq and is a predicted model, not a curated record. Gene Ontology annotation, molecular function: G protein-coupled receptor activity.
AUGCCGAUGUGCCGCCUGCUGUGCAGCUUCUUCUUGGCCCUUAUAAUACUGAGCAGCAUCCCGGCUAGUGUGGAUGGAUGUGAUUAUGCUCAGUCCAUUUGCGGUGCCCAAGCUCCUGGUGAUGUUGUGAUUGGUAUAAUGUUGCCAUGUCAUCGUAAAGUGUCUCUUCAAGAACGGAUUAGACCCGAAAGCUUCCAGUGCUCUGAUUUUGAUCUGGUGUCGUUUAUGAGAUCCUUGGCUACAAUCCACGAAAUUGAUGAGAUAAAUGCAGCUGGCUUCCUCCCAGGAGUGCGUCUUGGAUAUCUGAUGUGUGACACAUGCUCCUUUGCAAGCAAGGCGUUGGAUGAUGUGAACUACAUGCUCGAAGGCAGCAGGACUUUAAAUGUGAAGUGCAACUACACCGACUUCAGGCCCAAAGUCAAGAUUAUUUUAGGAGCUUUAAACUCUGAUGUGUCCAUCGCUUUGGCUGGCCUGCUGACCACUUACAUGGUCCCUCUACUGAGCAGCACAUCGUCUGCAACCAAACUGAGUGAUAAGUUGCGCUUCCCAUCUUUCUUGCGCACCAUUCCCAGUGACGUGCAUCAGACCAAAGCAGUGGCCAAAAUGAUGAAACACUAUGACUGGAACUGGGUCGGGGUCGUGUAUGGGGAUGAUGAAUACGGGAAAGCAGCUUUCCAGAGCUUCCUCACGGAUGCUCAGGCAAAUAAUGUGUGCUUGGCCUACCAGGAGGUUUUGCCUCAUUACCUUGAUAAUUCACAGACCAUGCAACGUAUUGAGCAAGUCGCCAAGCAGAUCCGCUCCUCCAAUGCCCAGGUGGUACUGCUAAUCCUUAAGUCAGAUCAGGUGGAGGGCCUCUUUAAGGAAAUGAUCAAAACCAACACAUCAAGAAUUUGGAUUGCCAGUGAUGCCUGGUCCAGGAGCAGGACCAUUUCCCAAAUGGCUAACAUCAACAAGGUUGGGGACAUCUUGGGCUUCACGUUUCUUUCAGGCAAAAGUGAUUCAUUUGAAAAAUAUCUCAAGAAUCUGACAGCAACCCCAGGAGGAUACAACUACUUCAUUGAAGAAUACAAGAGCCUAAGAUUCAACUGCAGCUCAGAAUAUCCCCAAGAGCAAAAUGAUGACUAUCUUGUAAACACUCUGGAUACAAGUCAAGCCUUCCUUCACAAAGUAGCUGUGCAGGCUGUAGCAAAUGCCCUCAAAAAGCUACUGAAGUGCAACAGUUCAUUAUGCUUGGGAGAAAUAAACUUCCCACCAUGGAAGCUUCUUGAAGAACUGAAGAAAGUAAACUUCAGUUAUGACAACCAGAGUUUCUCUUUUAAUGAAAAUGGUGAUUUUGCUAAUUUUUAUGAGCUGAUCAUGUGGAAAACGGAUGGGGAACAUAGAAAAUUUCAACGGAUUGGGAAUUACAGUGUUAAUGAAACAGUUGAAGUCGAGACAAACAUCUUCUGGCUUUCAACAGCCAAUAUCACGAACCCUCAGUCUAGAUGCUCAGAGAGCUGUGCCCCUGGCUCAGUAAAAAAGAUCUUGAACGCAUCCUGCUGUUACAACUGCAUCCCAUGUGAGGAGGGGACCUAUUCAGAUAAACCGGAUCUUAAUAACUGCACACCCUGUAAAAUUGGAACCUGGUCUCUCAAGAAUUCGACUGGGUGUGAGCCAAGAGGAGAGUCUUACAUGAAAUGGAGCGAUCCUCACCCAAUCGUCAUGAUGGCUGCAGCGGCCUUUGGUAUCUUGCUCUUGUUGGUUAUCUUCAUUAUCUUUUUAGUGUACAGAGAUUCCCCACCUAUGAAAAGAGCUGAGGUGAGAUUGUCCUGUGUGAUGAUGGCUGGUCUAUCAGUGAGCUUUGCAAGUGUCAUAUGCUUCAUGGGCAAGCCCAAUGUACAUUUAUGCCGUGCCCGCCAGGUAAUGUAUGCUAUGGGCUUCACCCUGUGUGUGUCCUGCAUCCUAGUCAAGGCCUAUCGUACUUUCCUGGCUUUCCUUCCCUUUGGUCAGCUGACAAGCAGGCAACUACACAAACUUUACCAUCCACCUGCAAUUGUCAUCAUCAUAACUACUCUCCAGGGGAUCAUCUGUCUUCUCUGGCUGAUCUUUGAUUCUCCUGAUAUUGAUAAAAAACCUCCAUCUCCACAAAGCAUGACAAUACUAAUCCACUGUGAGGAAGGUAACACAUAUAUAGGUUUUGGCAUUAUGUUGAGCUACAUAGCUCUGUUAUCAUUGAUUUGCUUCCUCUUGGCAAUCAAAGGCAGGAAGGUUCCACAGGAGGUCAGUGAAACAGGCUACAUAAUCUUUAGCAUGCUAAUGUACUUGUUUGUAUGGGUGUGUUUCAUCCCAGUUUAUAUCACCAACAAUGAAAAUGGCACUCCUGUGCAGGCUUCAGCCAUUCUAGUGUCCAGCUAUGGCAUCAUCUUCUGCCAUUUUUUACCCAAGUGCUAUGAAGCACUUUGGGGUUCAAAGACAAACACAAUGGAGAAGAUUCUAAGAAAAUGGCAUGUCAUCUCCAGUCCAAAUCUUGAUUCUGUGACAGAGAUAGCUAUAGAUAACCCUGGAAAGAAUACACACUCACUAAAGAGUAACAGAUAUUCCAUAUCAAGUACAUCAACUAUAUUGAGGAGCUCAGGGACGCUAAGCGAGACCAGCUAUACUGAUUCAGUGCUGGACAUAAUGGAUAUGUCCACUGAAAAGAUGCAAGCCUAUCUUAGGCUAAGAACAACAAUUAGGAAACGCAGUAUAUCCUUCUGA